GUGGCUGCGGGGCAGAUGACGACUGCUGACCAUCCUGCGUUUGGGAGAGAUGAAGAAGCGGCGCUGCUCCUGGAGAGGACCCAUCACCGGCACGAUCCGCGCUGGCUGCUGCCCGUGUCCCCUCACGUCUGCAUGGCCUGCGCGUUGGAGCUGCUGCCCGAGCCCGGAGUGUCGCUGGUGCGCAAGAAACAUGUGGUGUUCUGCUUCCAAGAUGCCCUGGUGAGGCACACCUCCUUGGUCGCUCAGCUGGUAGCUCAGGACCAGAGAGUCUGCAUCCAUUUCGUACGCGUGCUUUUUGGACUGUUAAACAGUGUGGAAGAUGGGAGUGUGGCAGACCUCUGUAUUGAAGUCCUUAUCCAGCUCACUACUCAGCCGAAUAUGGAACAGACCGUCCAUUGCUUAAUGAAUGACUGCCACAGAGAGCUGUGUAACCUGCCCUCCAUGGGAGGCAGCCUGGCCACCACAACUCUCCUCGGCAAGCUGGUGGACGCCAUUCCUGGUGUGGCGGAUGAGCUUGUAAUGGAGCACGGCAACUUGAUGGAGCAUCUGUUGAGGGGCUUGGUUUACCCCAAUGAGGGGGUGCAGGCGUCCAUCUGUUACCUCUAUGGGAAGCUCUACUCCUCGCCCACGGCCGCUGAGAUGCUUUCCGGCCAUUUCCGGGAGAAGCUGUGUGCCCUCUUCCUUUCCACCCUGGACAGCGCCCAGACAAAGGACCUUCAGAUCAACUGCUUGGGGUUGCUGAGGCAGCUACUGAAGUACGAUCUCUUUGUGUCGCUGAUCAUGAACAAGUCUGUGCCAGUGGAGGGUGCUGAGAGCGUCGAGCGGCCAUCGAGAGAGACCUCGCUACCUUUGGUGCUGAAAAAGUUUCUCCUGUCCAGAGAUGAGAUCCUGCAGGUGGCCAGCUCCCACUGUAUAACGGCAGUGCUGGUCCAUUCCCCCGCGAAGCAUGCUGUCGCCUUCAUUCACGCUGACAUCCCGGAGUUCCUCUUUGAGCAUCUUUCAUCCUCCAGUGAAAUCCUUGUCUGGUCCAGCUACAACUGCCUGAUACUCCUGGCAGAAGAACCGCUCUUCUUUUCAAAGUGUCACACAGUGUAUGGGAUCGAGGCAGUGGUCAGGAGCCUACAGGGCAGCCUGCAGAUGACCAACACCGAACUGCAUACGCAGGGACUGCUGCUCUUCAAAGAAAUUCUGACUCGGCAGCCAGAGGAGAUCAGGCUGUUCACAAGCUCAGCCCUGUGCAGAGAUGCCAGCCGUGCCCUCCAGGAGGCCGUGAGCAGCCCUGUGUUAGCUGUGGCCGCUGAAGCACUGAGAGCCAUUUCAGCUUUUCUGAGGAAGGACCAUCAGAGCUCUCUGCCUGUGCAAUACAGAGCACUUCGCGCCUUGCUUGAAGCCAUGCUGAGCCGAUGUAUGGAGUUUUCCCAGACCCCUCUGAACAGGAGGUCCCUGGGCUAUGCUUGCAGUAGAAACUCAGAGAAGGCCACUCUGAGGAAGGGGAAGUUCCUCCUGAGCACCCUGGAGGGCUUUAGAAAUGCCUGCAGGCUGGCUGUGGAAUUCCAAGGCGAGCCUUGCGCCCAGGAGAACCCCUUCACAGCUCCCAGUGCAGAGAAGGAAGACACUUUGGAGGCCUUCUCAGAGUUUCUUCUCAGUGCCUGUGACUCCCAGUGCAUCCCGAUGGUGAUGAGGUACGCGGAGGAGGCCACACAUCCAAACCUGAUGGAGGUUUUCCUCUCGAUUCUACACAGCCUCUUUGUCAUCGUUCCCCACAUGAAGGUGAAGUUCUCCAGGAAGCUUGCUGAUUCAUCAUUCAUACGACUGACCCUGGAGCUGAAGGCCAGGUUCUGCGGUGGCCAGAGUCACUCGUCCCUAAAUCAGGUGUGCUCCAGUUUCCUCUACUACAUGUGCCUCAAUCUCCUCUUAGCUCCAGAGAAGACAGAACCGCUUUCCCAGGAAGAACUCUCUGCAGUGUCUGAGAUCCUUCAGCAUGGACUGCCCCACAUAAGCAGCAGGACCCCAGAAAGCCUUGCCUUCCUGUCAGAUCGGCAGUAUGUGGAGGCGGCUGCGCGUCAGAGGCAGUACUGCAUCCUCCUCCUCUUCUACCUGGCUCGCAUCCAUGACGACAGGUUUGUCCCUGAGGCGGAGCUCUUUGUGGCUGUGCAGAGCUUCCUUUUGUCUCUGCAGGACCAGGGUGAGUGCCCUCCACCAGUGGUCUGCAAAGCCUCCAUCUAUCUGCUGGCAGUGUGCAGGGACAAGGACAGUGCACUGGCUGAGGCCGUGGUCAGUGCAAUCAGAAAGUUCCUAGAGGGCAUCCCAGACCUGCGCCUGGUCUACACUCACCACCCGCUCCUGCUCAGGUUCUUCCUGGCGUACCCAGGGUUGAUGAGCAGGUUCGGGCACCGCGUCUUGGAGCUUUGGUUCUCUUGGGAAGAGAGCAGCUACGAGAACCUAGAUGAUGACUCCUCUCCUGGGCAUACCGUCUUUCCCGCCAACCUCGCAGCCCUGUUCUGCAUGCUCAGGAGCACACCCAGCAUCCUACUCAUUUUGCUGGACCUGGUCUAUUCCAGCCCCGUGGAUACAGCCCGCAAGGUACUGAUUGUCCUGAGGUCCUUCCUUCGGGAGAAUGAGGAUGUCAAGGUGGGUGGCCUCAUCCGAGGCCACUUCCUGCUCAUCCUGCAGCGCCUCCUGGUGGAGUAUGGAUCAUCCACCUCAGGAGCCCAUUCCUGUGCCUCAGGGAACCUGCCGCUGCUGCUGACCCUCCUGUCUUUGGUGCAGCUGAGGACUGAGUCGGAACAAGAACUGGACAGCAUGGCCAUGAAGCUGCUUCAUCAAGUGAGCACGCUGUGUGGGAAGUGCAGCCCUGCACAUGUGGACAUCCUGCAGCCCUCCUUCAAUUUCUUGUACUGGAGUCUUCAUCAGACCACACCCAGUAGCCAGAAAAGAGCCGCUGCCGUCCUGCUGAGCUGCGCAGCCUUGCUGGAGCUCCUGGAGAAGAUGCUGGCCCUCACCUGGACGGAAGCAGGCUCCUCCCCCAGGGCACCACUGCUCUGCUCUGCCUGGCUGCUCACUGCCUCCUUCUCCGCCCAGCAGCACGAUGGCAAUUUGCAGGUCCAUCAGACAUUAUCUGUGGAACUGAACCAAGUAUUGAAGGCUCUCAGCUUUCCAAAGAAGAUGUCUGCAUUGCUGUCAGCUGCCAUCCUACGAUUCCUGCGGACAGCCUUGCAACAAAGCUUUUCCUCUGCCUUGGUGGUCUUGGUACCCUCAGGGGGUCAACUGCUGUCAACUCCUGAGGACGCUGUCCUAGCUCCACUGGGAAAGUCACAAGUGCUAUCCCUGUUAAUUGGGCUCCAGAACCUCCUGGUACAGAAAGACCCUCUCUUAUCUCAAGCUUGUAUUGGCUGUCUGGAAGCCUUGCUCCAUUACCUGCAUGCCCGAAGCCCAGACAUCGCGCUCCACGUGGCCUCCCAGCCCUGGAAUCGGUUUCUGCUGUUCACCCUCUUGGAUGCUGGAGAGAAUUCCUUCCUCAGACCUGAGAUACUGAGACUUAUGACCUUGUUUGUGCAGUACCGGAGCAGUUGCGUCCUUUCUCGUGAAGAGGUGGGCCUUAUUUUGCAAGGUGCAGCUUUGGUUGACCUAUCAACUCUCUCAAACGAUACACUCCAGGCCCUGCAUGGCUUCCUCUUGCAGGUCCAGAGCAUGGGUCUCCUAAAUGACCAUCACAUGACCCAGACCUUGCAAGCCUCUUUGGAGGGCCUUUGCUCCCGCACCUUCCCAGCCCGGCCGCUCUUUCAAGACAUGCUCUGCCUCGGAGGUGUGUCUGUCUCCCUGGCUCACAUCAGAGACUGAGCCUCAGGACGUAAAGGCCCAGAACAAAAAACUAUGAGACCUGCAGACAAAUUAGGGGCAUAAUGGUUGAGGAGAAAAAACGACAGUAUCAAGCCUUUCUCUGGAGCUGUU
This is a messenger RNA of Mus pahari (shrew mouse), 3951 nucleotides long. RefSeq names its product meiotic double-stranded break formation protein 1 (gene Mei1). NCBI's taxonomy places the organism in Eukaryota, Metazoa, Chordata, Mammalia, Rodentia, Muridae. Gene Ontology annotation, biological process: meiosis I. The record is from RefSeq and is a predicted model, not a curated record. Bases 16 to 3840 code for a protein of 1274 amino acids. The transcript is spliced from 31 exons.